GAAAGGAAGUCAGUAGAGAAAAGAAAACAAGAGAACGAGUACAGAGAAUCACAAUUUGUGUAGGCAGGGUGAGAGAGACGGCGCAAUAUUUCCAACAAAGUCAACAAAGUUUGGCCGGUCGUUGUUUCUGAGAAUUCCCAGAAAUGUAAUUGUGCCGACAUGAAUCCAACGUAAAUCCAUGGCCAUGGGAAUGAAGCUUCUCUGGUUCAAAAACUGGUGAUCCUCAAUGCUAAUGUUGUCGUCUCUUGUCCUGCCUGCGCUAACACUUCCAAACGAAACAAGACAAAGCGAAAGAGCUCAGCUUAAAUAUUUGUCAUUUUCCAGACGGUAGGUUACGUAAUACAGCAGUGCAGUUUAAUUGCAAUUUACAAAAACAACCAGUAAAAGGUCGGCCACUCAACAAGAAUUAGAAAACUGCAUCGUAUCCCACAAUGGCGCCGAGCACUAGCAACCCCGUGAUCGACCCGAGGAGCGGUUUCUGCAAUUCCAACUCCAUCUUCUACAGCAAACGCAAGCCCACUGCGCACCCACCGAACCACUCCCUGGACGUCACGACGUUCAUCUCGUCCCGGGCCCACCAUGGUAAGGUCGCCUUCGUGGACUCCUCCACUGGCCGCCAACUCACCUUCGCCGAUCUCUGGCGAGCCGUCGAUUCUGUCGCCACGUUCCUCUCCGACACUGGCGUCAGGAAAGGCCAGGUCAUCCUCAUCCUCUCCCCAAACUCCGUCUUCAUCCCCGUGGUGUGCCUUGCCGCCAUGUCCCUAGGCGCCAUAAUAACUACCGCUAAUCCCCUCAACACCGCCCGAGAAAUCGCCAAGCAGAUAGCCGAUUCGAAACCGAUUCUCGCUUUCACUACUCGCCAACUCGUCCCGAAACUCUCCGAGUCGCCGAAUCUCCUCCGAAUCGUAUUGCUCGACGAGCAGUCUAAACCCGUCGUUGGAAACCCUAGGAUUGUGGCCACGUUGGAGGAAAUGCUGAAGAAGCAGCCGAUUGGGACGCGCCGAGUCAGGGACCGAGUCCACCAGGACGACACGGCAACUAUUCUCUACUCGUCAGGCACCACCGGGGCGAGCAAAGGCGUGGAGACUUCGCACAAAAGCUUCAUAGCGAUGGUUCAGAACUUCAUCUGUCGGUUCGGAUCAGACGAAGGAGAGCACAGGUUCAGCUGCGUCGUCCCAAUGUUUCACGUCUACGGUCUAGCAUACGCGCUGGCGCUACCCGCAUUGGGAGCAACGGGAGUGAUCCUCUCCAAGUACGACAUGCACGAUAUGCUCUCGGCGAUCGAGAAGUACCGGAUCAAAAACAUCUCGAUCGUGCCGCCGAUACUGGUGGCUCUCGUGAACGGCGCGGAUCAGAUACGGUCCAGGUACGAUUUGAGCUCGCUGCGCACGGUUUCGUGCGGUGGGGCCCCGCUGAGCAAGGAGGUGAUGGAGAUGAUCGUGGAGAGGUAUCCGACGGUGGCGAUUCUUCAGGCGUACGGGUUGACGGAAUCGACGGCGACUGGGGCGUCCACGAACUCGCUGGAGGAGAGUAGGCGGUACGGUACGGUGGGGCUGCUGUCUCCGAACAUGGAGGCGAAGAUUGUGGAACCGAAGACCGGUGAGGCUCUAUCGGUGAACCGGACCGGCGAGAUUUGGCUUAGAGGUCCCCCCAUCAUGAAAGGUUAUUUCGGUAAUGCAGAAGCGACAGCAUUAACUCUUGAUCCAGAGGGAUGGUUGAAAACUGGAGAUCUCUGCUACAUUGACGAUGAUGGCUUCAUUUUUGUGGUUGAUAGGUUGAAGGAGCUUAUUAAAUACAAGGGAUAUCAGGUCCCUCCAGCGGAACUAGAGGCCUUGUUACUCACUCAUCCAGAAAUCUCUGAUGCUGCUGUUGUGCCAUUUCCUGAUAAGGAUGUUGGACAGUAUCCCCUGGCUUACGUGGUAAGAAAAGCUGGAAGCAAUUUAUCUGAGGGUGCAGUCAUGGACUUCGUAGCGGGACAGGUGGCUCCAUACAAGAGAAUCAGGAGAGUGGCAUUUAUAGCUUCUAUACCCAAGAAUCAGUCUGGCAAGAUUCUUCGCAAGGAUCUUGUACAACUUGCAACCUCAAAACUUUGAAUUGUAUGGUUUUCGAUCUGCUGGGAUUUUGCGGCGGCAAGGCAGUAAUGUGGAAGUGUAAACUCAUGUUUUGCAACCGCGAAAUGGAGAUUUGGCUAGUCUAAGGGGUGGCAAUUCUUGGUUAUUAGAAAUUUAGAAGAGUUGGCAAUUCAGGUACAUAGGUCGUGUCCUGUCGAGUAAAUUCGGGUUUAUAGGUUGUGUCGUGUAGAGUCGAGUCAUGGGUAUACGAUUAUAUAAAUCGAUACGAAUAUGACUCAUUUAAUUAACCAUGUCAAAUGCAUUAGAAAGACGUCGCUUUUGUCAUAUUUGUUAGUGAACAAUGAAAGUAAUAUACCUAGGUGAAGUUGUUUACCAAGCACCAAGUGAGGGAUGAGGAUCCCGUGCAAUAGGGCAGCCACACGUGAGAGCCUGUUCAGGCCUAUCUUCUCGGGCAGCCUGAACAAGAAGACCUCAAAUAGGCAGCAAAUAGUUCUGUUUGGUGCAGAUGAAUAAUGGUUUCACAUUCAAGUAGGGCCUUAGCAUGCAUGCUGGCUGCAUACACUGCACGGUAUUGCUUGGUUUCGUGUGGGCAAGGCCGGGGACUUGAGCGUACUGGGCUGGUAGUUGGUUAUAUGGAGGGUGAUGAAGCUGUUGGGCAGAGAAGCAGAGACGAAAACAAGGGGGACCAGCGUAGGCCAUGGCCUCCCCCUAUGUUGAAAGAUUAUAGUAAAAAUGCUUUAAAAUUCAUAUUUUGGCCAAAAACUUUUAAUUUGGCCCCUAUCCCUUCAAGUGUAUUCUUUCUUAAGAGUGAAACUUAUCAUUGAAUUUUCAAAUGAAUAAAAUUUAAAGUGUGCACAA
This is a messenger RNA of Alnus glutinosa, 2930 nucleotides long. Its product is annotated as probable CoA ligase CCL5. The record is from RefSeq and is a predicted model, not a curated record. Gene Ontology annotation, cellular component: peroxisome. Gene Ontology annotation, molecular function: CoA-ligase activity. The coding region runs from base 432 to 2093 and encodes 553 amino acids. Lineage: Eukaryota; Viridiplantae; Streptophyta; Magnoliopsida; Fagales; Betulaceae. The transcript has 5 exons.